Aureobasidium melanogenum CBS 110374 is the source of this 1530-nucleotide messenger RNA. Its product is annotated as oxalate decarboxylase, secreted. Bases 1 to 1530 code for a protein of 509 amino acids. NCBI's taxonomy places the organism in Eukaryota, Fungi, Ascomycota, Dothideomycetes, Dothideales, Saccotheciaceae. The transcript is spliced from 3 exons. The record is from RefSeq and is a predicted model, not a curated record. Gene Ontology annotation, biological process: oxalate metabolic process.
AUGAGGACAGGAACUUCUUUCGUUGCGGCUGCAGGCCUGCUGAGCUCUGUGUUUGCUGCUCCUGCUCCUGCACCUGCAGCAGACCGUCUUAAGGCUCGACAAGAGUCUGCAGUUCAAUUCUUGGACAACAUCAAUAACCCUACCGCCACUCCAUUUGGACCUGCAGGUGCUUCCGGCCAGCUCAGAGGAGGAUCUGAACUCCUAGGCUUCAACCCUACCAAUGUCAUCAAAUCGGACAACCCUGCUGUUGUGCCAUCAAGUGCCUACAGUGUAGGUCCCCUCCAGACUGCAGAUGCAGACACUGGAUUCUACCUUGAUCUCAGUCAGAUUGAGAACCCACAGCCCAUUCGUGGUGCAGGAGGAAAAUCACCCACAGACCCUGGACCAAGGAAUGAGAUGAUUGAGAAGCAGAACCCCGACUUGUAUGCUCCUCCAGGCACCGACGCCGGCGAUGUUUCGAACGCAAAGUGGCCCCUUGGUCUCUCCCACAACAGACACGGGUUGAACGGCGCAGGAUGGGCAAGACAACAGAACAUUGACAUUCUCCCCGUAGCCAAGAACAUGGCCGGUGUGGAUAUGCAUCUCGAGCCUUACGCAUACAGAGAAUUGCAUUGGCACGUAGCAAAUGAAUGGUCCUACAUCCUAAACGGCUCCGUCCGCAUCAACGCCGUCAAUGAAGCCGGCGAGACCUUCACCGACGACCUCUCUCAAGGCGACGUCUGGUUCUUCCCAGCCGGAGUCCCUCACAGCAUCCAAGCCGGCCCUACCGGCGUCGAAUUCCUUCUCGUCUUCGACGAAGGCUCUUUCAGUGAAGACAACACCUUCCUCGUCUCCGAACUCUUUGCCAGAAACCCCAAGUCCGUCUUGGCCAAGGACCUUCGCGUCGAUAUCUCAGCUCUCGACCACAUUCCCCAGGACCAGCUGUAUAUUUUCAACGGCUCUGCUUUCCCAGCCAAUGUUUCUGACCCAGCGAACAACGUCACUGGCCCCGCAGGCAACAUCCCCAACUCCAAAGGCUACUCGUACCAUUUCUCCGAACAAGCACCCUACGAAGUCCCCGGCGGCAGUGUAAAAAUCCUCGACACCCAGACUUUCCCAGCAGCCUUCGAUUUCGCCGUCGGUCUCUUCACCAUCAAACCUGGUGCCAUGCGCGAACUCCACUGGCACACCACCAGCGACGAAUGGGACUUUAUCCUAUCGGGCCAAGGCCGUCUAACUCUCUUCCAAGCACCCCAAGCCUCGCGCACGUUUGACUUCCAAGCCGGCGAUGUAGGCUAUGUUCCUGUGGUUACCGCACACUACCUCGAAAACACCGGCACGGAAGAUUUGAUCUAUAUUGAGGUGCUACAGGCGCCGAUUUAUAACGAUAUCAGUGUUGCGCAGUGGCUGGGCUUGACACCUAAACAGGUUGUCAAGGAGCAUUUGGGCUUUAGCGAGGAUACGCUUAAUCGUCUUCCUAAGAUCAAGCCGUUUAUUCUUCCUGGAAGUACGGAUUUGGGCGAGACAAACUUUACGAGCGAGGUUGAGUAA